AUGUUCUUCGGUUCCUUUUGGCACGCUUUUGGGUACAUUAACAACCCCUCUAAUUUAGAAAAUAUUUUGAAGUAAGAAAACCUCACAGUUGAGUAGCUUCUUGACACUGAUAAUAUCGUUAAUGAAAUCAAGCAAUCCUAAUCUAAGUUUAUUGAUUUCUUAAAGAAGAAUUCUCAUAUUACUAAGCAGAUUAUUGAAUACGCCAUCAAUAUGCCUGAUCAAGAAGGCAACGAUGAAAAGAAACUUUACAAGUAUCCUUUCAUCUCUAGUGAAAUCUUAGGAACACAAAUUAAGGGAUUAGAAGAAAUUCUUUUUGAUAACAAUAACUACAACGACAACGAAAGUCAAAAUGAUGAAUCUGAUCAAGAACACGGUGCUGACAAUUAUGAUGAUGGUGAAAAAGAAAAGGAAAAAACUUCAAGCCCUCAAAAAGCAGAAGAUGAAGAAGAAGAGGAGGAAGAAGACGAUGAAGAAAAUGCUGAAAACAAAGAAAAGAGAGCUGAUGCUAAAAGUUCUGAAGAAGAUUCCUCAAACUAAGAAACUGCUGAUAAUGCCUAAGAUGAUGACUCUGAAAAGAAGGAUUCUAAUGCAAGUGAAAACAGCAAAAAGGCUGCCGUUGAAAAUAAAAACGCUGAAAAGAAGUACACUGGUAAGGAUCUUUUGAAUUAACUACUUUAAUUCAUCAACACUGAUGAGUAAUUAAAUGAUACUUCUGCUGGUUAUUUCCUUAAAGCUAUCAAUAAUGUUCUUACUUCUAACGGUUAAUUCUACAAUUUCAUUUCUGACAAACCUGAAGUAUUAGAAUAAUUAAUUAAGCACAUCAGAACCAAGAGCAUCGCUGAAGUUGUCCUUAAACUCAUCACAACAGUUGGAACUGAAAAGGAAGAACAAUUCAACGAAGAAAGAAAAAGAUUGUUGACUUUAUUAAACGCCAAGUUCUUAAGCGGUGAAUCAUUUGAAAGAGAAAAUAUCUCCUAUAUCAUCCAUGAAAUCAUCUCCACUUUUAUUCAAGGUGAUAAUUAAUACAGAAUCAAUAAGUGCCCUGCUUCAGUUUAAUAAAUCAUUUUGGAAGAAUCAUUCAUUGAAACUUUCUUCAAGGUUAUUGUUGAUGAAAACUCUGAUAGCAGCAGUGUUGGUUAUGCAGCUAGCAUUUUGGGUAUCAUGGUUACUUUCUACAAUAGUAAGUAAAAGCAAAAAGGAAACGUAAACUCCUCUCAUUAAUCAGACGAAGAAGAUGUUGUUAUUGAAGAAUGCUCAUAAAACAUCGCUUUCCCUGCAGAAAAGUUAUUCAGUUAAUAUAUUCCUAGUCUUAUUAAGUUCAUUUCUAGCAAACCCGAAGGUGCUGCUCACACAACCUCUUACGGUGCUGAAAUCGUUCCUUUUGGUAUCGGCAAACUUAAAGUUGUUGAUUUGAUUUCUCACGUCUUUAAAUCUGAAAACAAGGAAUUGAUUUCCCAACUCGCCCAAAGCGGAUGCUUCAAGAUUCUUUUGGAAUUAAUGAUUGAAUAUCCUUGGAAUAACUUACUCCAUGUCUUGAUCGAAAAAAUCGUUAACGAAGGUAUUACCAUUACUUUCAACGGAUCCAACGACAUUGUAAAGAACGAAUUAUUCGGUACAUCUUUCAACUUACUUGAAUUCAUCGCUGACAAAUCAGAAGAAGAAACUUCCAGACCUGGAAAACUUACAAGAGAAAUUAGACAAGGUUAUAUUGGAUUCUUGACCCUCUUUGCUAAAAAGAUCCAAGAAAACACCAGCUCUGAAACUAUGAAAUAAAUUAAGGAAGCCAACGAGAAGUGGAAAAAGUAUAUUGAAACUAAAUUCAAGUUUAUCACUGACAGAGAAAACUAAAAUCUUGGUGGAGACAAUCCCAAAAAUAAAAAGGAAGACGAAAUUGAUGAUCCCAACAAAUUUGAAAUUGACAUCCAAAAGAUCUAUGAAAAAUUCAACAACUACUUCAGAUCCAACAAAAAGGACGAUACAAACGAAAAUAAGGACAACAACGAAUAAGUCAAUGAAGACAUCUAGAUUUAGGAUAAAGAAGAUUUUAACAACAGAGAUAGCUCUGAUGAAGAAUUUAACAAUUCAAACUCUGAUGAAGAACAUGAUUUUAAAAAAUAACCAGACGAAAAAAAAUUAUAAGAAGAAGAAGUUUAAAGCGAGUACAUGGGUCACUAGUACUGGAAGUUGAACCCAGCUCACGACGUCGAGAAGUUGAUGGAAGAUCUUUGA
Tetrahymena thermophila SB210 is the source of this 2229-nucleotide messenger RNA. Its product is annotated as SIT4 phosphatase-associated protein. Gene Ontology annotation, molecular function: protein phosphatase regulator activity; protein phosphatase binding. Lineage: Eukaryota; Ciliophora; Oligohymenophorea; Hymenostomatida; Tetrahymenidae. The transcript has 9 exons. The record is from RefSeq and is a predicted model, not a curated record.